AUGGCAGUCAUAGUGGAAGGUAGGAAUAGUGGUAGAUUGGUGAUAGUGGAGAUGGGUGUUUUUCCAGUGUUCUUCAUUUUGUCAGGGCCAAGAUCUCAUCUUAUUUCCACUAGAUUCAGCAUCCUCUCCGGCGAUAGCCUCUUAGAUGAGCUAGAUCUAGGAGAUUUCUCUCCGAAUUUUUUAGCUCCUACUAUAGAAGAGGUUACCAAUAAGGAUGUUGAUGAAGAUGACAACUAUGAGAAGGCAAAUGAUGUGGCGUUGAAGCAUUUUUGGCACUUAUUAUUUGUCAUCAAAUUUCCAGUAUUGUUGCAGUUAUUAACACAGGGUAUGAUGGUCUCCGGAAAUGGGGUCAGUGGCCUGUCCAAAUUAGGCAUAAAAACGCUCCCUGAGAGAUACAUCUUACCCCCAAAAGACAGACUUGACCAGAACAAAGUAGUUCUUGAAGAGUCGAUACCAAUUAUUGAUGUAUCCAACUGGGAUGAUCCAGAAGUUGCAGGCUCAAUCUGUGAGGCUGCAGCCAAGUGGGGUUUCUUUCAAAUCAUUAAUCAUGGCAUCCCACUUGACAUUCUUGAAAAUUUAAAGGCAGCUGUGCACAAGUUCUUUGACUUGCCAAAUGAGGAAAGGAGAAAGUAUUUGAAGGAAAACUCACCUAGUCCCACUGUGCAUUUGAACACUAGUGUUAAUCCUUUAGUUCACAAGGUUUACAAAAUAGCAACACAGUCAACACUAGCACUGGAUCACACACUGAGAAAGAAGUUUAUUGUAUUGCUAAGUGUUGCUUCUAUUAUCCUUGCUCACUAUCCCAUAUGUCCACACCCUGAGCUCGUUUCUGGGGCUGGUCGACAGUCUGAUAUUUCGAGUAUCACUAUCCUCCUUCAAGAUGAUGUAGGUGGCCUUUACGUGCAAGGAGCCAGAGCUGAUCAGUGGAUCCAUGUAAAUCCUGUUAAAGGGGCACUAGUAAUUAACAUAGGCGAUGUACUACAGAUUGUGAGCAAUGAUCGUUAUAAGAGCAUUGAGCAUCGGGUCAGUGUUAAUGCAAAAAGAAACAGGGUGUCAGUUCCUAUAUUUGUAAACCCUGUAGCCGAUGCAGUUGUUGGUCCAUUUCCAGAAGUCCUGGAGAACGGAGAGAAACCAAUCUAUAAGCAUCUUGUCUACUCAAGACUAUUUCAACUACUUCCUUAG
This is a messenger RNA of Coffea arabica (coffee), 1182 nucleotides long. The record is from RefSeq and is a predicted model, not a curated record. NCBI's taxonomy places the organism in Eukaryota, Viridiplantae, Streptophyta, Magnoliopsida, Gentianales, Rubiaceae.